Molecule: messenger RNA, 2033 nt
Organism: Paramisgurnus dabryanus
Lineage: Eukaryota; Metazoa; Chordata; Actinopteri; Cypriniformes; Cobitidae
Source: RefSeq, a predicted model, not a curated record
AAAAACGUAUGUUUAUUAUACACUUUAAUUGACUAUUGCUGCUAUUACUUGACUAUUAACAGAAUUGAAGCCCUGCUGUAACUGUCAUGCAAAUAUGAAAGUAAACUUUAAACUUUGGUUAACUAUGUGUAUAUAUGUGUUUUUAAACGCUUGUCAUAUAAUUGCAUAGCGGUCUGACCGUUCCGACGGGUGAUCACGUGAUGCGCGCAAUGACAGUUGGGUGAUUAUCGCUCUCCACUUCCUGUGAAGUGAUGUAUCGAUGUUCCCUGAUUCCCUAUGCCGUGCGCAGUGCCCUUCGAACUGAACAUGUUCGCUCCCUUCGGAUUGGAAUCUCACUUAAGAUGGCGGAAUACCCUGUGAAGUCCACUUCGCAGUCCACUUACGGUCGAAUGGAACGCACCUUUGGUUUGCCAUCCGCUAUAAAUAGUCAUUAGAAGAAGAAGAAAGACAUCACAAAACAAGUAGGUGUUAUUAUGAGACACGGCAGGAAUCCAAAAGAACAGAUGGCAAUUACAAGACUAAGAAUUGGACAUACUGGAUUAAAUCAGUCAUUGCACAGUAUAGGGAAGCAUCCUACUGGAUUCUGUGACUAUUGUAAAGCUCAAGAGACUGUAGAACCCAUUCUGAUACACUGUAAGAAAUAUGAGGAGGCUAGAAGGAAGUUGGAAAAUCAAGUUGGACAACAAAACAUGACAAUAGAGUACUUAUUGGGGAAAUUAACUUAUAAAAGUCUAUACUAUGUAAUUACAUUCCUAAAAAUUACUGGAUUAAUUGACAGACUAUAAUAGUUUUUCCCCCUUUUUUCUUUCUUUUUUUAAUGUAUUUAUUUAAUCUGCUGCUCACACUCCAGUCCAGUAGGUGGCGGUAAUGCAAUAAAACCGAUGAAGAAGAAGAAGAAAGAUGUCCCGUGUGAUCUGUUUGUGUAUCCUCAGUGUGUUCCUCUCUUGAGUGUUUUAUUGAGUGUAAACAGAGUCUUGUCUCUGUGUAUUUUAGUAUUAAUAUGUUGUUGAUGAGAGAUGAGAUGUGCUGUAAAUCAGUAGGAACUGAUCUGUCCAUGCUGGAUAUUGAUGAUUUCAUCACAGAAAUCUCUCAGCUGAAGAAAGAGGUGGCGUUAUUGGAGGCAAAGCUGAGGUCAAGAGGAGAUGAAGGAGUGAAGAAAGAGGAUGUGGAUGUGGCUUGUUGUGAAUCUUUAGUGUAUGUGACUGAUGGAUGUCUGGAUUCAGUGUGGAUGAGCAGAGAUCAGAGCCGCACACCACAGCCACUGCUGGACUCUAAACUCUCUGAAGAGAAAUCCAGACACACACAGGACUCAGAGCUCAGUCUCACUUUACUCUGUUAUACUGAGUCAAAGCCCACAGACGCUCAGGACACUGUGUGUGACAGUAAUCAGGGCUUACAGGAUGAGGAAUCUACUGAUCAAACCUCCACAGAGUCUCUGGAUUCUGUCUGUAUCGCUGGAGAACAGCAGCAGAUCCUGCAGACCACACUGAAGAUGUGUUCAGUCAAACUGAUCGACUGCACGAACCUGAUGAUGAAGAUUAAAACUGAAUGUGUUUUUUUAUCCUUUCCCAUUUUUUCCUUAAAAAGUGCCAUUGUGUGGAUGGGUGGACUCAUCUUCUUAUGCAUACUAAUCACUAGCGUAGCCAGGAUUCACAAUGUGGGUGGGCCCAGAGAAAAUCAGGUGGGCCUUAACCGAAAAAACAUCUGUUAUCAAAAUAUACAAACACACAACUACACCAGCUUCAAUAUAUCACCGCUUAUUAAGAACAAAAGCCUGUAUGGGCCCUAUUUUAACAAUCUAAGCGCAAUGUGCAAUAAACCAAUAAGAGUCUCAUCUCUCAUCCCCUUUAAAAGCCAGUUGCGCUGGUGCCAUCCCGAAUUCCCUAUUUUGGCAGAAUUUGUAAACUAAAAAACUAAGCGGAGGAAGAAGACCACCAGUUUAAGAUUGAUAUUAAAAAAAAUUUCGUUGUUUUUAUUUGUAAUGAAAUUGUUAUUUUUUGGUAUUAAAACCUUUAAAAGUUGUUUUCUUUCAG